Molecule: messenger RNA, 1586 nt
Organism: Beta vulgaris subsp. vulgaris (sugar beet)
Lineage: Eukaryota; Viridiplantae; Streptophyta; Magnoliopsida; Caryophyllales; Amaranthaceae
Exons: 8
Coding region: 188-1339 (383 amino acids)
Source: RefSeq, a predicted model, not a curated record
UUACUUCUAUAAGAAACUCCCCCACUCAAGUGGACCGCUUAUUUCUCUCUCUCAUCAUUUCUACAAUUCUACCCACUCCUCACUCCUCACUCACGCACUCACUCACGCACUGCGUGUGCUGUGGUGCACUGGUGUGGUGUUUUGAGAUAAGAGGAGUAUUUAUUUUUGUUUUUGUUAAGGUAAAUAAAUGGGGGCAGACCCUAAUUCUAACGGAUUUGGAAUUGGAAUUGGAAUUGGAAUUGGGAAUGGGAAUGAAGAUAAAGCUCCUGUAGUUUUGGGUCUUCAACCAUCUGCUCUUGUUGAUUAUGUAGCAAAGGUUGAUUGGUCUUUGCUUAAUCUUAUUUCUGGUGAAAAGGGUGGUUCUAUUCCGGUCGCAUGGACGGAUGUGGACCACAUUCUCAAGGAGGUCAAAAUGCAUAUAACCCCAUCUGAAGAUGACCCGUCUACCUUUAAGACUCUCGGUGGAGGUAGUGUAGCAAAUACAAUUCGAGGUUUGUCCGCAUGCUUUGGCAUAAGUUCUGGUCUUGUUGGUGCAUGUGGUGAUGACGAGCAAGGGAAGUUGUUUAUACAUAACAUGAACUCUAAAGAUGUUGAUUUGUCAAGAUUGAGAACAAAGAAGGAAGCCACUGCCCAAUGCGUCUGCUUGGUUGAUGCAGUUGGUAAUCGUACAAUGCGGCCAUGCCUUUCACAGGCUGCUAGACUUAAGGCUGAUGAGUUGAGUGAAGAUAACUUCAGGGGCUCUAAGUGGUUGGUUAUGAGAUUUGCAGCAAUCAAUUUUGAACUUAUACAUGCUGCUGUUAAGAUAGCCAAACGGGAUGGACUUCUUGUCUCCUUGGACUUGGCUAGUUUUGAGAUGGUACGAAGUCAUAAGUUAGCUUUGAUAGAACUGCUUGAAUCUGGAGAUAUUGAUCUCUGUUUUGCCAAUGAAGAUGAAGCGAUGGAAGUUGUGAGGGGUAAACAAGACACAGGCCCUGAAGCUGCUCUUGAUUAUCUAGCCACGCAUUGCCAAUGGGCUGUUGUAACGCUUGGCUCCAAGGGUUGCAUUGCUAAGAAUGGCAAGGAGGUUUGUCUGGUCUACUCAGAUAAAAUGACGGUGAAGCUCUCAGCCAUAGGGGAAGCACAACCAUGUGAUGCCACAGGAGCCGGUGACCUCUUUGCCAGUGGGUUCAUAUAUGGUUUAAUCAAAGGUUUAUCCCUAGAAGACUGCUGUAAAGUGGGCACAUGUAGUGGCGGGUCUGUUAUCCGUUCACUCGGGGGUGAUGUAACUCCAGAAAAUCGUCAAUGGAUGUACAAGCAGAUGCAGAUCAAGGAUCUUCCUGUUCCUAAAAUUUACGUAUGAGGUAUGAUACGAAAACAUGGAAAGGUACUGUGAGUCUUACAGAUCCACAUCUUGGUUAAUCCUGGAUUAAAGCACCUUCAUAUGACUGCUUUUAGGUGUGCCCUCCUAUGAACAGGCUGACUUUGUGGUGCUGUAAACUUCAGGGCAUGAGGGUAAAAGUCGAUGAGUUUUUGUAACAUUUUUUCCUUGUUAGCUGAAGAAAAAACAUCACCUAUUAAUAAAAAUUCCCAUUUCUAUUUUUAUACCA